Molecule: messenger RNA, 393 nt
Organism: Staurois parvus
Lineage: Eukaryota; Metazoa; Chordata; Amphibia; Anura; Ranidae
Source: the annotation of a GenBank genome assembly
CAUGCACAGUCUGGUCCCAGUUUCCUGAGUGCAACCACGCAGAUGUGGCCAUCCCUGCUGCUGAUCCCUGACAGUCUAUGGCACGGGUGUCAAACUGGCGGCCUUCCAGCUGUUGCCAAACUACAAGUCCCAUGAGGCAUUGCAAGAUUGACCGUUACAAGCAUGACUCCCAAAGGCAGAGGCAUGAUGGGACUUGUAGUUUGGCAACAGCUGGAGGGCCGCCAGUUUGACACCCCUGACCUAGACGUUAACCUCUUCCCAGCCAGUGUCAUUAGUACAGUGACAGUGUAUAGUAUUGUCACUGAAGAUGUCAGUGGGAGUUAGCAGAGGCAUGAUGGGACUUGUAGUUUGGCAACAGCUGGAGGGCCUCCAGUAUGACACCCCUGGUCUAUG